Molecule: messenger RNA, 4235 nt
Organism: Thlaspi arvense
Lineage: Eukaryota; Viridiplantae; Streptophyta; Magnoliopsida; Brassicales; Brassicaceae
Source: the annotation of a GenBank genome assembly
AUGGAUAAAAAUGACGAUUCCAUCUUGUCGAAGAAGAACGACGAUGAGAUUGUUGUUUCCAAAAAUUGGAAAGCUUACACUUAUUCCAUAUCCUUAGACUUCAUCUUCAUUGUCUUCCCCAUGCUCUUGUUUUUCACCGUUCUAUCAGAAUGGGUUUAUCUUGGAACAGUUUUGCUAUCGCUGUUGUUACUGGUCCUUUCUGUGACUGCCAAAAGAUCUUCUUCAGGGUUGCAGAGAGGACAGUCUCUCUCCUUUAGAGCAAAUGUAUCUUCUUAUAGAGUUGCUCUGAUGCUAAUCACAUGCUUGUGUAUCCUGGCUGUUGACUUCACCAUAUUUCCAAGGAGGUACGCCAAGACAGAGACUUACGGUACUAGCUUGAUGGAUCUUGGGGUUGGCUCUUUUGUGUUGGCUAAUGCUAUAGUCUCUAGGCAAGCCAGGGACGUUUCAUCGGGAAACUGGAUUACUGGACUUAAGGCAACUGCUCCUCUUUUAUUACUCGGGUUUAUUCGUUUAGUCACCACUUCGGGUGUGGAUUAUCAGGUCCACGUUACGGAAUAUGGACAACACUGGAAUUUCUUUUUCACACUCGCAGCCAUAUCAAUUCUCACAUCAUUUGUUAACAUACCAGCAAAGUACUGUGGAGUCCUAGGUUUCGCUAUUCUUGCAGGGUACCAAACUUGGUUGGUUAGUGGACUGAACACAUAUCUACUUUCCGACGAAAGAGGAGUUAACAUUAUCAGCAAGAACAAGGAAGGAGUAUAUAGCACUCUUGGUUAUUGGAGCAUGUACCUUCUCGGCGUUCACUUAGGCUAUCGUCUCUUUUACGCAAAACAUUCGAAUACUCGAAGCACCACGAGCUCAAUCGCUAGAGUCUUUCUCGUUUCUCUUCUAUUAUGGAUUGUGACUAUAUUUGUUGACAACUAUGUCGAGAGGAUUUCCCGUCGAACGUGCAACAUGCCUUAUGUUACUUGGGUGCUCGCUCAAGAUCUUCAGGCGCUGGGUAUAUUUAUGCUUUCGAGUUAUAUACCUAUGAACAAACUAUCAUCCCUCGAAGAAGCAAUUGACCAGAAUCUUUUAGCUACAUUUCUUCUUGCAAACGUUUUUACAGGAAUGGUGAACCUCGCCGUGGAUACCAUAUUUGCUUCGCCACUAUCUUCCCUUGUGAUAUUAACCGGUUAUGCCUUUGCUUUGUCUGCGAUUAUCGGAACCAUUCAUUUCUCCGGUUUCCGCGGAUGGCGUCGGUUUCUACUGCUUGUUCCUGUGCUCUUCGUUCUUCCUCACCUCUCGUCAUUUGUUGAUUUCUCUUCGACUUCGGCUAGGAACGAAGCGCAGAGCAUCCGUAGCAAGAAAUUAGAUCACCUCGUGCUCGGUCCUGCGGCUGGAGUAGGCUUUCCGGAUAGAUUGCAUUGCCGAGGCACCAAGGCUCUGAACAAGACUCACACUACAGCUUCUCAAGUGCCUGGUGCUGGAAAUGGUGUUUCUUUUGUCACAGUGUUUACUGUCUACAAUACACCCCUCGAUAAUCUGAAAUCCUCCAAUAUGGUUUCUGUUGUUGGGAACGAUACCUACACCAAGCCAGAGAGGUCAAUGGCAGUUCUAAACGCAUUCACCAACUUCAUUCAGGUGAGUAUGCCCAAGAGCAACGUUGUCAUAUUGACUGAUCCAGCUUCUCGUCUCCUCAUUCAAGCAAGCAACGUGAUGGUACAGCCUAUUCCGGGUGAUUAUUCACGGGGUAACCUGAUGCUUCAAAGAAUCAGGUCUUACAUUACCUUUCUAGAGAUGAAGCUGGAGAAGAAUGAUGGUGGGAUAAACCACUAUAUCUUCACUGAUUCUGAUAUAGCUGUGGUUGAUAACAUCGAGAGUAUAUUUGACACGCAUCCAAACUUCCAUAUGGCUCUCACAUUCAGGAACAAUAAAGAUCAACCGCUGAAUUCAGGAUUUAUAGCAGUGAGAGGCACACGUGAAGGGAUCCUAAGGGCUAAAGUUUUUCUUGAGGAAGUUCUAAAAGCUUACAAAACCAAGUAUAUGAAGGCUUCGCGUAUGCUUGGUGAUCAACUAGCUUUGGUGUGGGUUGUAAAAUCUCAACCUUCAUUUGAAGCAAAGAGAUUUACAAAGCCACAAGCUUUCACACAAGAGAUAGCUGGAGCUUCGGUGCUGUUUUUACCAUGUGCUUUAUACAACUGGACUCCUCCUGAAGGUGCUGGUCAGUUUCAUGGCAUGCCAUUAGAUGUCAAGAUUGUUCACUUCAAAGGAUCAAGGAAACGCUUAAUGCUAGAGGCAUGGAACUUCUACAAAUCUACUUCCAACAUUCCAGAUAUGUUGUGUCUUGUUCUAGGUAGUGGAAGAACUAAAUACGAUUUCUAAACUGAGAAAAAAAAUGGUGGAACCAAUUUGUUUAUGUUGACGAUAACGACUUGUUCUGUGUUACAUUUCUUGAAUAUCUCUUGUAAUUUUUUUAUUCGACCUUAGGAGAUCAACCAAAUUCACUACUCGAGACGUGAAAUAAAUAAAUUAAAUAAAAUACCGAUGGGUCUGUUCACUCUGUUACAAUCCUCAAAUUUACUCAAACAAACAAGAAUUAAAAGAUCAUCGAUCAAAAACAAUCAUCUAGCGGCGGCUUUCUUCUCGCCGGAGUAAUAACUCAGAUACCAUCUCACGAACUUCUUCAAUCCCGUCUGCAAAUCCGUCGUCGGUUUAUACCCAAGCUCGCGUUGAGCUAAGCUGAUAUUAGCGUGAGUGUACGGAACGUCGCCGUUUCGUGGCAUCUUGAUCACAUUCCUCUUCGCCUUCACUUUCAAGUGCCUCUCCAGUAUACUCACCAGAUCGGAAACCGGCACCGGCGAUGUGUUCCCGAGGUUAAACACUCUCAGUUGCGCCGGCCCUCUCUUCUUCCCUCCGGUUCCUGUACUCUUCUCCGCCGUAUCAAGCGCCGCUAAACAUCCCUUCACGAUAUCGUCGAUGUAAGUGAAAUCCCUGGCCACCGUGCCGUGGUUCGCCGAUUCGAAAACCGAUAUCGAUUUCCCUUUCAGAAUAUCCUUUGUGAAGAAGAAAUACGCCAUGUCUGGUCUUCCCCAAGGUCCGUACACGGUGAAAAACCUUAGCCCCGUGAGGGACAACCCGUAGAUGUGGUUGUACGUGUGCGCGAUUUCUUCGCCGGCUUUUUUAGUCGCGGCGUAUAAACUCGCCGGUUGAUCUGUUUUGUCUUUCUCGGAAAACGGGACUUUCGUGUUGAGUCCAUAGACGGAGCUAGACGAAGCCCAGACGAUUGCAGGUUGCGGAUUAGCCGAUUUGCAGAUCUCGAGGAGAUUGACUAAUCCGGCGAUGUUGCUGUGAAUAUACGAGCUGGGAUUUUCCAUUGCGUACCGUACUCCGGCUUGAGCCGCCAAAUGCAUAACGUGAGUGAAGGAGACGAUCUUGAAGAGCUUACGGAGCAAUUCGACGUCGUUUAUGUCUCCUUCUACGAUGAAGACCCCGCUUCUCUCUAGUAAUGCCUGUCUCGCUCGUUUCAGGGAUGGGUCGUAGUAAUCGUUGAAGUUGUCGAGGCCGAUAACGCCGUCGCCUCGGCGUUUCAAAGCGGAGGAGACGUGUGUCCCGACGAAACCGGCUGCUCCGGUGACUAAGACGGUGAUUCCGUUGUUUGAGCUCCGGAUUCGAGCGGAGGCUCGGAGGCGUUUUUCCCAAGCGGGUCCUCCGUAGCUGUAGGUUCGUAGCGAGCGGCGAGAUGGAUCGGAUUGCGAGGGAUUAACGGACGGCGGAGAUCGGAGGAAGAGUAUGGAGAUGAGGCAGAGGAGGAAGAAGGAGAAAAAUGCGAAUUUGGUGAGAGACGAUUGAAAUCUGAGACGAUGGAAGUAAGAAGACUUCUCCAUCUUGAAUUUGCCUGGGCUUGAAGGUAUGUCGUCAAGACGCGACAUUUUGUGAUGAAAGUGAAAGGAAAAUGGUGGUUUCUGGGUUUUCCUUUAAACACCUUUCUUCUUCUCUCUUACUUUUCCUUUUUAGUUUUUAUGGCAGCUUCUUAGAAUCUUCAGGUUUCUUGUAGGGGUUAAAUUAAAGAAACUUUCUUUAUUAUGACUCCACAAUGAGAAACACGGAUAUUACCGUUUACUAAUUUAUAAUCGAGGAUCAAAGUUUGGUUACAGGGUGUGAUAAAGAGAGUGUGACUUAUGAAUUAGAAAGAACAUGGGGAUUGAAGAUUUAGAGAUCCAAAUCUUAGAAAAGAAUAAGAAAGAGAGUCAAAA